Molecule: messenger RNA, 4605 nt
Organism: Ceraceosorus bombacis
Lineage: Eukaryota; Fungi; Basidiomycota; Exobasidiomycetes; Ceraceosorales; Ceraceosoraceae
Source: the annotation of a GenBank genome assembly
AUGGAGGAUAUGAUUGCUACCUCCGGCUUGAGAGGCUACCACCACUACGGCGCAAGAAUCGCUAAUACCCAAUCAGUUUUCGGUAGGUUGCUCCAUCACUCUACAAGGACCAUAGGAGGCAGCCGCUUGUGCUGAUUCAGCUAAUCAGGCAAGUCGAGGCAGUUACCGCGCACCACUCAGAGCUGCUGCGAGACCGGACUGCCGCGUGGUCUCGCCGGCUGCCCUGUUUUCCUACUCCGGACGCAUCCCCCACUCAUUUGUACGCCUCACGUUUUGGCAGUCAUGCCGGAAGCCCAUUCGCCAACGAAAAACGGGGUUAAGGUCGCUUGGUCCGAUAACACGCGCUCUCAGGCACCGUUCAACUUAGUGGCAAGCUCGCUAAACGGCCCCAAGAUACGCAAUGCGUCUCAUCGAGAGCUGUCUGUCUCCCUCGACAGCGUUCGGGCACGCAGAGCACCUGUUGAAUUUCCUGGCUCAGUCCCUUCAACGCCACAUGAUCCGCCCCAUUCUGCUCGUGAUGCAUCUGUCGCAGCCCAGCCGGGAACCUCUUGGUCGAAUCGUAACCGUUAUCCGUCUCUUCUUGCCGAAAUGUUUACUGCAGGCAGCGAUACGCACGAAUCUAGUGCUGCUCCCGCAUCACACGCGCUCGAGAGCUCGCACGAAGACUUUCUGAAUGGAUCGUUGGGAUCGCGCAGGAUGACAUCUCGCCAUGGAGCAUCUCAAGAUCAGCAAAGUAAAACUCUGAGCAUCGGCCAGGCCUCCGACCUGCGACUGACUUCACCCACAAAGGUGGCCAAGAGUCCGAGUAUGCCCAAGGGGAGACAAGCGCAACUGAUGCCGAAGGAUGAGAUAAUGCCCACCUCGCGCCAUUUGCUAGGCGAGACUGACGCCCCCUCGACCGGUACAUCAGAGGUAAGUACCGGCAGGACGACAUUGGCGAUAGCGUGCUCUGCUGAAGAGCAUCGUGCUUCUGGUCUCUUUCAGCUGGCGCGAUUUCUAAUGUCCACAGGCCCUCAAGAUCACGGUCGGCUCGCGCGACAUGGCGCAGGAGCUGACGAUGGAUUACCGCCCCUGGCAACCCCCGCGCGACAUUGGAAGUCGGGUGGUUUGAUGUCAAAGCUUUCAUCACGCUUGAAUGUGGAAGGGAAGUUCAAAUCGAACAAAGCACUGGCAAGCAGUGCGGGAGGAAGUCCCAUCGACGAUGCGUCGAACUCCACGGCAGCUACCACGGAGGCCCAGAAUGCCAUUUCUCGCGAGUUUGACGCCCAGCUCAACUCUGCUAAUCUCAUUAAGAAGGUGAGUAGUCGGGUGCAUUUCACGGGAUCACGAGAGAAAUACUCGACUGACCAAUUUUCGCGGACUUAUUUGACCAAGGUCCUGCCGAAUGGCACAAGCUUCUUUACCACGGAAGGCCAUCGUGCUCCCGCAUCCAAAGCAAACUUGGACUCUCGGGCAACCGGUCGCAGCAUCUUGCGGUCUGAUGCUCCCACACCAAGCGUUCGAAUCGGAUCAAAGCGUGACUCUCACCUUCAGCGUAAACCACCUCCCAGCAUGAUCCCUCGAGUCGUGGUCCACCACGAAGGAGGCUCAUCGGCGUCACUCCAAUCGCUGCUACAUGGCAGAAUCAGCGAAGGGCAGUCGCCUACAGAAGGCCGUUCUGCACCGCUCGAGAGAAGGCGCAGCAUUCAUUCGGUGACGAAACGCAGUUUAUCUCUCGCUGGAGCAAAUGUGCGCCCCGGCGAUCUCCUUGGCCUACAUGUCGACGAAUCGGCCAAAGGCGAUGAGGACGCGCUCGAGCAGCUUACAGAGAAGGUCACAACUCCACGCCAUGCGAUGCUUUCCUCAUUGUCUCCCUCUCGCAGCGAUGAUGUCAACAUUAUCAGACAGAGUGCUCGCCAUCCCCCCAAACAGCUCCGGAAUCAGGCUUCGCACUCAACAAGCAUCCUUGCAGAUAGUUCUACGAGCGACUCAAACAUUGCAACUUCGUCGACUCGCGAUACACUGCAGAAGCACAUGCCUCGAAGACGCAUGAGUCUACCCAAACGUUUGCCGGGACCGGAGAGCGCGCUGCCGUACCUACCACAGCAUGUCUCUGCUGGCGAACAAGGUUUCUUCGAGCGACGCAAGGGGAGACCAGAUCGUCAGAGGUACGAUUCGCACGAGGAUGUGGGCCCACUUCUCUCUCAGGAUGCUGUGCCUCUUGCCCGCCACAAAAUGUCCAACGACACUGCCUUGAAGCCUGGUGCCAGAGAUUUUUCGACGGGAUCUUUGCCAACUGGCUCGCUGGGCAUCGUCCAAGACGCGCGCUGGAGAACGGGCAGUCUUCCGCCAAGUUCUGCGUCGUUCCGCUCUUUACAAGUAGGCAGCUCCUCUUCUGGGGCACCUGGUAUUGCUGAUGCAAAGCACGGAGCAGCUGCAUCCAACCAACGCUACCGUUACCGCAGAUCUAUCAUCUCGUUGCCGACACGAGACCGUGCGCAGAGCUUCGCCGAGCAAAGCAGUUUGCCGUACAUGAAUCCCCUACGAAACUCAGGCUCAAUUCGCGAAGACUCUCGUGUGCGCAUUGCCAAGGACGCCACAGCAGCAGUGCAGGAGUUGACCAGACUCAAGAGCAUGCAGCCCCUGCGGCAGCCCUUGACACAGUCGCAUGCCGUCCUUUCGGGCGCUAGCAGGAAACUUCAGCUUGGUGCUGCUGCUGCAACGCCGCCUCACUCUGACUCGGCGCUGCGCAUCGCCAAUCCAACGCAGAUGCUUACGCCGCAGAAUCAACUCCCUGCCAAAGCGUCGAGCGACAGUCUUCCCACCUCUACACCCAUUUCUACAGUUUCCACACCUGUCACGUCAAACGUCACCGGCAAUGUCUCAGCCCGCGCCGACCCCGCUCACAGAAGUGAGGCUGAUGGCGGCAGUCAGACAAUCGUCGGUGACUUGCAGACCAGCAAGGUGUCAAAUGUUCGAAAGUAUCACUCCGAGUCUCGUCUGAGACCGCGCAGUGGACCGCCAUCGCCCCCGUCCGACAGUGUUGCCGACACACUGCGGCAAUUGGAGGGCUGCAAAGAAGAGAUGCAACCCCUUCAGCCCUCAGUUUCUGGACCAUCUGGCCCUUACGGAUCCGCGGCGCUGCGCGGAGACGGUGCGAAAAAGCAGUCUGCCACUGCGCAUUUAGCUUUCAAGUCUCGGACCUCAAUGAUCGUAGAUGGACUGCCUGUCCUGAAUGUGGACGAUAUGGCCACUUCGCGCUUCUCUUGCACGUCAUCAGAAGAUGUGGUUAGCCUGCACGAAGAGCUGGACAGCAGCGAUCCAGCUGCUGUCGAAUACACGACAGGAAAUAGAACAUCGCCGUACCGCGAGAGUGCGGAGAAGUCUGACAGUCGAAAGUGCGCCGAGAUUCAGGAACAGCCUGCACCCGCUUCGCCUGACUCUUGGGUCACCGAAAACGAGAUCCCUUCCAGACCUGUGGUCGUUUCUAUGGAACGUGCCCCGUUCGCACCUCAAGGUUCGCAUGGCAGCCAUGCGCACCAAGAUCCUGUCGAGGUGCUCAACGACGGUCGGCAAAGUAAGUCGCGGCCCACAUCGCCCGCGGACACCGAUAUGAGCUGCACGGUGCGGCCUGAUCGAAACGACCCGAGCCGCGACUUUUCGCGCGUACUGGGAUCUUUUGGUGGCGCCGCCAGCAAAGCAAGUGACUCAGGCUCGCUGGAAAUGUCGGAUGGGGUGGACGGCAGCCCCACAGGACAAGCGCGUGACCACAAUGCAGGCUCUCGCCUCAGCUACUCAGGAUUGUCUUCCCGCAGCAAUGCGUCUUCUUUGUACACGGCGUUGCAGCAAGCGCGCAACGAUGCUCUCCUUGCCGAGAGCACAGCAAGGGCAUCUUCAGUCCGUUCCCGGCAGCUUGCCAAGCGAUGCGUAACCGUGCUCGAGCGGGUUGCCGAGGUAUGCGCGCUCUCGUCCGACGUCAAGCACGCAGCUGAUCCAAAUCGAACGAGAGCCGCAUGGGGGGUAGAGACUUAUGACCAGGCACAGAGGCUGGUGAAAGACUUGCUUUCGUUCAUCGAGGAGAUUCCGACCAAUCAUCGCGAGGUGGCAGCUCGGCGCGGAAUCGAUGGCACCGCUCUUGUGAUGCACGCUCAACGCGUCAGCACCAGUCAAGCGACGCUGAUUCGCUCCAAAGGUCCCAUGCGAGGCACUGGCGAUUCUGCUCAGCAACGCCAGAGAUCAACAUCAGCCUCCUCCUCGGGAACGUCGAUAAAGACUGCAAAUGAAGUUCUUCCACCGUGUCCCACAUUACCUCACAGCUCCCCAGAGUCUCCGAGUACACCACUCAAAUCUUCAGUCUCUGCCACUUCCUCGCCGAUGUCCUCAACAUUCGCGAUGCGCCCCUUAUCCCUGUCCAGAACAUCUCGCAGCGAUCUUUUCUCGCCUAUUCGCAAGGCUAAAGAAAGUUCAGGAAGUGCCAGCACGCGCAGCACCAGCAGCACUUCUUCUCGCGCCGGCCAAAUACCUUCGGGCCUGCCCGGUACGCUCAACGCUUCUCGUUACGUCAUGGCACCCGAAGAAGCCGCCUCUUGGCUGCACAAUCUCUCACCAAUGCCAAGCCCCGACUGA